CAUCGCAUAAGGGUAUGGCAGGAGCGGGUCGGCCAUCCUCCCGCUAGCGUGUAUAAAGGGUUCAUGCACGUCGCUCAUAUCCACCUUGUACGACCAUUGUAUGCUGGCCUUGCCACGCCACACUCUAGGCUCUGCAAGCACCUGCACCCCACUCCACAAUGCAAUCUCAGCCUGAUCCAACUUCUUCUUACAACGUCGAGUGACGCGACGGUGCACAGCUACCGUUAAGGCUUGAAUGCAAUCCUUUGGUAUCACUUAGCGUCUCGCAACGUUAACCUCCAUGCGCUCGCCGACCUAACAGCCAGGCCCUACGCACAGAGGUAACUCAGUCGCCGAUCGCAUCUCUCUACCUAGGCUACCACGAAUGAGCCCAGCUAAAGCCUAUCCCCACCGCAUUCCUCUCCCUAGCUAUGGCGGGACUUAUGCGGCUUUUAAGAUAUAGCGACACUGGCGACUUUGGUCUUCCUGAAGCUUUUGCCAGCGAUAAGACUAUCCCGCCCUAUGCGAUCCUAUCCCAUACGUGGGAGGAUGGUCAAGAGGUCACCUUUAAAGAUCUGAUGGACGGUACUGGAAAGGACAAGAAUGGCUACCAUAAGAUCCGGCUCUGUGCACAACAGACUAAACGCGAUGGCCUACAAUACUUCUGGGUGGACACCUGCUGCACUAUACAGACUCACCACCGACGACAACGCCCUACGAAAAGGGUGGCAUAUGCCGCCGAAAAUGGCGGCAUAACCAACUUUAGUUCUCAGAUCGAUCUUCCAAUGAGGGGUCGAAAUCAGGCCUGA
Messenger RNA from Lindgomyces ingoldianus, 788 nucleotides. RefSeq lists its product as uncharacterized. The transcript has 2 exons. The record is from RefSeq and is a predicted model, not a curated record. NCBI's taxonomy places the organism in Eukaryota, Fungi, Ascomycota, Dothideomycetes, Pleosporales, Lindgomycetaceae. Bases 411 to 788 code for a protein of 125 amino acids.